This is a messenger RNA of Epinephelus lanceolatus (giant grouper), 3082 nucleotides long. RefSeq names its product colon, intestine and stomach enriched 1 (gene cist1). Lineage: Eukaryota; Metazoa; Chordata; Actinopteri; Perciformes; Serranidae. The record is from RefSeq and is a predicted model, not a curated record.
CAGCACAUCCUGCUGUCAAGGAUGUAGACUGUGUGUGUAUUUGAAUACUGUCGAUAUGACCGCCAGCCUUUUCCUCUCUCAACAUGCCUGCAGCGAUGCACCUCACUGUGCUGUUGUGCCUGUUUGCAGUCGCCGCCUGUAAAGACACCACCACUUCCUCUGCAGUCAAACAGGUAACAGAGAUUACCACAAGUGCACACCACACCAGUUUGACAGUCACUACCAAAGAUAAAGUCAGUCCGGCUGUGACUACACAAGAUAAAGUCAGUACAACUUUGACUACGCAAGAUAAAGUCAGUACAACUUCGACUACACAAGAUGAAGUCAGUACAACUUCAACUACACAAGAUAAAGUCAGUCUAUCCAGUGUGACAACUACCAACAACACACAACAGCCUCUGACGACAACAACACACCAGAGUACCUCAGCAGCCACUUCAGAAAAAGUGUCAACAUCACCACCACCCUCGACUUCCCCCCACACACCCAACAGGACAGAGGAAACACAUUCCACUGUCACUCCUCCUCAGACUCCAACGACCGACCAGACAUCCAACACGACAGUUUCCCACGGACCGACACUCCCGCCAACGUCAGACUCACCAAACGUCACGGCAACAACCUCUGUAAACACAACCAGCUCAGGUCUCUUACAUGAGUGGGGAAAACAUGACUUGGAAGCAAACCCCGGGCUUGUGGCCAUCAUUUGUAUCUUUUGUAUCGUCUUAGUUCUUUUGCUGGUGAUUGCCGCCAUGAAAUGUAUCCAAUCACCGAGGUCCAACUUCGAGAGGCUUGAUGACAUGCCGAUGGGCAAAGUGAAUGAGGAAUCUCCAUUCGCACACUACUCAAAAUAACAGAGAAGACUUCAUCAGACGUUGACGUCCAAGAGGAGCUCAGUCUACUGUACGACUCUGAUGAUUCUGGAUAGAGAAAAAAAAAACAGAAAUGUUGUCCACCCAAGAAAGAGACAAGUUUGAUAUUUUCCUCUCAGGCUCUUAUUUCUCUACAAAGCACUUUUGUCAAUGACUGGAGAAUUUCUGCCUCACCUUUGACUCUUGACCUGCAAGUUUGGCUGCUUAUAAUUCUGCUGAUUGAAGCUGGAUCAACUGUUGCACUUAGUCUUCCUCCAUAGGUUCUUCUGAAUAGAGAAUCAGCAUGAAAGGUACAAAUAUAAAAUGAAUGUUUCCUCAAUUGGUGAUGCACGUCCUGGUGAGCAUUUGUAAUUCAGAAUUGCACUCUUGCAUGUAACAAGUGACAUUAUAAGAAUACAGCACAUAUAAAGUUUCCAUGAUAAUGUGGGGAUUUGUGUCGUCAACAGUGCAUAGGAAGUUAUAUUUUCAGGGUUGAAAGUGUACAUGAAAUUAAUAUUAUCUGCAUGUACAAUGCCUUUUUGGGCAGUUAUUAUAUAGAAAUACAACUCUAAUUGGAAUUGACACGUAUUAUGUUAUUUAUUGCCACAUAUGAUGUAUAAAUAAUGUCUACCCUGGCCUGAGGCAUCCAGUACAAACAGUUUUCAGAUGUAGGAAUAAACUCAUUGGCUGAGAUACAAUUCAGCAGGAACCGUGAAGAAACAAUUUGAUAGAAUUAUUAUGGCAAAGAAAUAUUAAGACUGCCAACACCAAGGAAAGAUGAAGACACAAGAAGCAGGAAGGUAACAUUUGAACACUAGCGAGAAAAUGCAAACUAGUGCGGGACUGUACUUCGUCAUGCCGAACCUGCAAAUUGAAAUAGUUUCGCUUUGUUGACUUAUCAGUAAAACCAGUGGUUCCCAACUGGUCCAGAUUUCUUAGUCAUUAGUUCAAGGUCCACACAGUAUAAUACAUUCAGGGUCAUACUUGCGUUUGGCCAUGUCAUUGAGUUAGUCUGUUGUCUCUGUAAAGUAUCUGUCCACUAAUCACUAAAUCUACAACAGAAAAUGGCACUUCAAAAUAAAAGCUCUGUGCCUGAAAUUUACUGUACUUCAAUAUAAAGUGUGUUUUUUACAAACUCGUGAGUCACUUGCGGUCCACUCAGAACAGACCCACAACCAACCAGUUGAAAGUCACUGAGUUAAACUGUAACUCUGGUCAAUUUGAGUAUUUUGGCUUAUAACAAACAAUGACACAAGUCUGUAGACACAUGACAGACAGAUGUUAGACAAUAUAAUAACACUAAAUAGAGUGCAUUAAGGAUGAUGUGUUUUAUAGGCCAACAGGGAAGUUAAUGUUGCCGUUGUUCAAUUUUUCCAUUAAAUUUUGGAUUUCUGCAGAAAAUAAGCUCUGUGGAAAACAGAAGUUUAUGACAUUUACAUGUGUUGUUAAGCAAGAUAAUCUUCACAAAGCAAUACCAAUUUUGCAGUCACCAGAAGUAAAAAGCUAACGUUAGCCUAUAAACAAACUACACCAUGGAUGCAUGACGUAAAGUCGCCAUCACAACAAGACGUUAAAGUUGUGUUCGGCGUGAUGACACACAGUACUCUCAUUUAGCCACUUAGCAUCCGCCUUUUCUAUCAUAAAGGCAAGUGCAGGCUUUAAAAUUCACAAGUGGGGAAAUUUUCUGACGUAUUUACGACAUAAAACAAAACAUGAAAGUCUCUCAAGCUUGUGUUAACCACAGACCUUAUUUCAGGCAUCUAACUAAAAACCCUUUCAAUAAACCCUUUGACGUAAAGAUGAGGGAACCAGGAGUGCUAAAAUGCUAACUCAUAUCCGGGCUUUAGGUUUCAUUCCUGGAGCACUGCAUAUUUUUCACUCUCACUCUAUAUAUCUCUUCACCUACAAUGUUGACACAUGUAAUCCUUUACCAAAUCUUAUGUGUGGCAAAGCUGCUCUCUUUCAUUCAUUUUAAUUCUGUUAACAUCUCUCUCUAGUGAUGGCUGGGACACACACAGCUCUCUUCCAAAGGAGAAUAAUAUAUUCAAACUACUUUCAUACCUCCACAAAGUAAUUUUGCUGCAUGUUUACGCUCAGGGAUCACAGUAAAUGCUUUUAAAAAUCAGGGUGAUCAUCAUAUAACCCAACAAGUGUGCAUCACACACUGGCUGUUAGACAGAUGUACAUAAUUGUGACAUUUUGAAUGAAAUAAAAGGAAUAUUCCCAAAACA